Messenger RNA from Tetrahymena thermophila SB210, 1254 nucleotides. RefSeq names its product transmembrane protein, putative. The record is from RefSeq and is a predicted model, not a curated record. The transcript has a single exon. NCBI's taxonomy places the organism in Eukaryota, Ciliophora, Oligohymenophorea, Hymenostomatida, Tetrahymenidae.
AUGAAUCAAGGAUAAGAAUUAGCUUAGCGCUAAUACGUUUCACGUCUUCAUUUUUAAGAUAAUAGCUAAGAAUAAGUCUAAAGCAGAUAACCAGUUAGACGUAUUAAUGACUCAGAUCCUUUUAAAAUUUCUUAAUAUGGAAAGCCAUUCAUGUGUAUUUUUUAUGCUGGAUUAAUUGCUGGCAUUUUAUGCUCUUUAAUGGGAGUAAUUUUGUCUAUAAUUCCAGGAACUGCUUAAGAGGAUUUGAUUAAAAAUGAAUUGUUAAAUGCUAACAGCAAAUGGAUUUAUGAUGAUAAAUAAUAAUUAAUGAAAACCUUUUAGGUUUAGGUUGAUUUGCUCUCUAAUGAAGAAUUGAUUAAUGAAUAAUUCAAAAGUAUUUCAUCUAAGAGUAAAAAAAGCAAAAAGGAAUCCGAAGCAGUUAAUCCUAUUGUAAAUAGAAGCGAUAUGCAAUUAAAAGAUUCUCUUUCUACAUAUCAACAAAAAAUAUCAACUGGAUUCUAAUUUGGAUAAUCUUAUAAAUCACCCAUACUCUCAUUAGAAAAUGCUCAUUUUGAAUCAAAGAUUGAUUUUGAAUCAGAACCUAUCAUCCCAGAAAACAAUCAUUGUCUUAAGAUUAAAGUUACUGAUAGUUAAAAUAAUGAACUUCGUGUUCAAGGUCUUCCCAAUUGUGGUGGUUUUGAUAAUUCUCUUCCAAUUAAUUUAGUUGAAAACAAGACUUUACAAUUUUCAGAAAUGAUCAAAAUGAGUUUAUGUUCAGAUGAAUUAAGUUGUGAGAAAUUAUGUGAGUAGAAUGAUGGUAUCUCUCAUGCAAUUUAAAAGAAAAACAAAGAAGUCCAUUUAGAGAAGAAGUAUGAAAUACAAAAAUAAACAUGCACAGCCAACUUUGCUGUUAAAGAAGUUUGCUUAGUCUUUUCAAUUGAUAAAGAGACAUAAAAUAUUAGUAAAUUUGAAGGAGGUUGCUACAAGGGAAAUUACAUGCUUUUUGAUUUCGAGUCUAAAGUGAACCAAACACUUAUUAAAUUAAGAGAAAAAGAAGACCCUUUCCUAGUAUCAAUUCAACAUUCCCCUGAUUACACUCCAUAAACUAUACAUAAAACUUAAAAAGACGAAUUUGCUACUAAUUUGUACUGUUUUGGAAUAGCUAUCUUUGCCAUCUUAAUUAUCGCAUUAGCUGUAAAAAGAGUAAGCAAAGAAAGAUAAUCAACAAAGACUUAUAAUAAUUCAUAAAGAAAUAGUUAAAACGUACAAAUGUGA